GAAAACCUGGCAACUCUGCCUCUGAGCAGGCACACUAAAUAGCGGACUGCUCGAGUUAUUUUCAGCAGAUUUAGGACGGCUUCAUUGAAUUGUAAUGCUCGGAGCAGAGCGAUCUACUCUGUCUGAACUAGCGAAGAUGACGGCCGCGAGUCAAGCGGAGAGGACUGUGCUGGAGGAGGAAUUUAAUUGGCUGCUGAAAGAAGAGGUGCAUGCGGUGCUGAAACAGCUGCAAGACAUUUUGAAGGAGGCAUCAAGGCGUUUUUCAAUGCCGUCACCAGGUCUGGAAGGACAGCUGAAACAAGAGAACUUCAUUCUGGGCAGCUCAACGAUGGACCAGGUGAAAGGUGUUUUGACACUACAAGGAGAAGCUCUAACUCAGGCUGAUAUUAACAUUAAAGUUGCUAAAAGCAGUCAAGUAAUGCAUUUUGCAUUCCGAGAUGAUAAACAGUGGAAAUUGCAGCAGAUUCAGGAUGCCCGAAACCAUGUGAAUCAGGCCCUGCAGUUACUAAGCAGCCAUGACCAGAGUUAUCACUUCAAAACUGGAGCUGAAGUCAAUAAGCUUAUGGAUGCAGUAAUGCUUCAGUUGACCCGAGCCCGAAACAGACUCACAACCCCGGCCAGUAUGACUCUUCCUGAGCUCGCAGCCAGUGGCCUAAUGAAAAUGUUCACACCUCCAAUGCCUGGUGACGUGAUGGUGAACUUCUAUAUCAAUCUCAGUAAACUGUGUUUGACAGUGUAUCAACUACAUGUACUGCAGCCUAACACUACUAAGAACUUCAAAUCAGCAGGAAGUUCAGUGCUGCAUAAUCCAGGAGCAAUGUUUGAAUACAACAACACCAAGUUCGAGGUGAGCCACGUCCAUAAGGUGGAGUGCGUGGUGCCGUGGCUGAAUGACACUCUGGUGUUUUUCACCAUUUCCCUGCAGCUCUGUCAGCAGCUCAAAGAUAAGAUUUCUGUUUUCUCUAGUUUCUGGAACUACAGACCAUUUUAAGCUAUUUCUGACCAAAACUCUACAGUGAAUGAUAAUAAAAAUUAUCAAAUUAAUUAUGCUCUAGGA
Molecule: messenger RNA, 1057 nt
Organism: Sinocyclocheilus rhinocerous
Lineage: Eukaryota; Metazoa; Chordata; Actinopteri; Cypriniformes; Cyprinidae
Product: protein rogdi homolog
Exons: 11
Coding region: 95-991 (298 amino acids)
Cellular component (GO): RAVE complex
Source: RefSeq, a predicted model, not a curated record